Cinclus cinclus is the source of this 1044-nucleotide messenger RNA. RefSeq names its product Epstein-Barr virus induced 3 (gene EBI3). The coding region runs from base 1 to 1044 and encodes 347 amino acids. Gene Ontology annotation, cellular component: membrane; external side of plasma membrane; signaling receptor complex. Gene Ontology annotation, biological process: cytokine-mediated signaling pathway. Gene Ontology annotation, molecular function: cytokine receptor activity; cytokine binding. The record is from RefSeq and is a predicted model, not a curated record. The transcript is spliced from 7 exons. NCBI's taxonomy places the organism in Eukaryota, Metazoa, Chordata, Aves, Passeriformes, Cinclidae.
AUGGCUUUGGUGGCACCCGCCUGCACUGUCCCCUACAACGGCACGGCAGGGAGCACUGGGGAUGGGGACAAUGGGGACAGAGGUCCCUGCACCCCUCAGCACAGCCCCCUGGGCACCGAGGUGCUGCUGCCAUGCCCAGGGGGUGCAGCUGAGUGGCGCCGGGGGGGAACCGUCCUGGGCACGUCCCCAGCCCCGGGACUGGCCCUGCCCAACGCCAGCCUGGCCCACGAGGGCCACUACAGCUGCCACCACCCUGUCACCGGUGAGACCUGGGCCACCAUCUGCCUGCGGCUGGGCUACCCACCCUCCCCACCGGCCAUCGAGUGCUGGGCCACCAGCUACCCCCAGGCUGUGAACUGCUCCUGGGGGCUGAGCCCCGAGCCCCUGCUGGACACCGACUUCGUGGCCACCUACAGGCACGGCACAGACACAGGUGAGUGCAGCCUCACGGGCCCACGGAGCUGCUCCUUCGGGGACCUGCAGGUGUUUUCCCUGACUCCCUACGAGCUGAACGUGACAGCCUGGAAUGCCCUGGGAGCUGCCUCCAGAACCCUGCCCUUCCUCCUGGAGAACAUUGUAAAGCCAGACCCCCCCGAGUCCCUGCGGGUCUCCCCCAUCCCUGGGGAGCCCCAGAAGCUGCUGGUGGAGUGGAGCCCUCCAUCAUCCUGGCCAUUCCCGGAGUAUUUCCCACUCCAGUACUGCAUCCGCUAUUCCUGGGAGAAUAACUCUGUCCUUACCACGGUGGGGCCCUACGAGCUGACAUCCCACACCCUGACGGACCUGGAGCCCGGGAGCCUCCACCACAUCCAGGUGGCCGCCAAGGAUCUCGCAGAUUCCGGGGAAUUCAGCGCCUGGAGCCCGGCGGCCUCGGGGACACCCUGGACGACCGCAGACCGGAGUCCCGAAGCGGCACAGGCCUCACACCGGAGCCCCGGCGGGUUCCAGGCCUCACACCGGAGUCCCGGGGCCGGUACAAACACGCCUCCCCCCCCGCCACUGCCCCUGUUGGUACCGCCCGUCGCUGCCUUCCCGCGCUCCGGCUGA